Molecule: messenger RNA, 669 nt
Organism: Trichomonas vaginalis G3
Lineage: Eukaryota; Parabasalia; Trichomonadida; Trichomonadidae
Product: ribonuclease inhibitor domain-containing protein
Exons: 1
Coding region: 1-669 (222 amino acids)
Source: RefSeq, a predicted model, not a curated record
AUGACGAUUAUCACAUAUGGUAUCUUCAAGUAUCUGAUAAAUGAGGCAAAUAAUGAAGCACUCCUCGGAACAAUUAAUAACACAAUUAUUACUGAUCAUUCUGCGAAUAAGAAUGCAUUCAUUAACCCAGAUUUCACUAGUUAUAACGUCGUCAUUCCACCAACAAUCCUUUACAAUAAUAAAUAUUAUUUUGUCAAAAGGAUUGGCGUUUGCGCAUUGAGAUUCUCUAUGAUAACAUCAUUAAGAAUUGGAAAAUUUGUUGAAGAAAUCCAAUUCAGAUCCAUUGACUGGUGCAACUUUCUCCAAAAGAUUGAAUUUGAUAGAGAAUCAAGUUUAUCAAAAAUUGAUAAUAGUUUCGCGGUGAAUUCUACAAUAACAAAGAUAAUCAUCCCUUCAAGAGUUAAUAGGAUUGCAGACUUACUUUUUCGCAAUGCAAAAAAGCUGAAAACUAUUUAUUAUGGCGGAUCUGAAUUAGAAUGCCUAGAAAAUUUGAAUUCUUCAUCUAUUUCUAUUUACGUUUUGCCUAAUUACAAAGAUAACAUGUUUUGCAAACAUAUUGUCACAGUAUUGAGCGAAUUUCCUCUUGAGAAAAUACCAUCUUGCAUCAAAUAUCUAAAAUGUUUUGAAUCAAUAUCAAUUUCAUAUCUUUUAAUUCCUAUUUUAUUUUGA